This is a messenger RNA of Miscanthus lutarioriparius, 777 nucleotides long. The record is from the annotation of a GenBank genome assembly. Lineage: Eukaryota; Viridiplantae; Streptophyta; Magnoliopsida; Poales; Poaceae.
AUGACGUGGCCUACGCCGCUGUUCCUGUACGCGCCGUCGCCGUUGGUGGCGGGGGCGUCGGCGGCGGGCGCCGUCGUGAUGGCAUUCCUGGCCAUCUCCGAGUUCCGCGGCGACAACCUGACCUACUCCAAGUUCUGGCGCUGCCGCGGCGGUGGCGGCCAGGGACGGGAGACGCAGCAGCAGCAGCAGCGGGCCGCCGACUCGGGAUGCUGCUGCUCGUCGCCGCGCUCGCGUCCUUCGCCGUGCCGGGCGCCGUCCACGGCGUGCAUGCGCACCUCCUCAGCGCCGCCAUGGCCGUCCACUUCCUCAAACGCGUCCUCGAGGUACAGCGGGAGCAUGCCGCUGGCGACGUCCCUGCUAAUCGCCGGCUGCUACCUGUUCAACGGGGGCGCCAUGAUCUACGUGCAGCACCUCAGCCGGGGCCUCCCAGAGCCCUCCAUGGACCUGCUCUACCCCGGCGUGCUCGCCUUCGCCGUCGGCCUCGCCGGCAACUUCUACCACCACCACCUCCUCUCGCGCCUGAGAGCCGACAGCGGCGGCGACGGCGACGACAAGAAGGUGUACAAGAUCCCUACAGGCGCCCUGUUCGGGCUCGUCACCUGCCCGCACUACCUCUUCGAGAUCCUCGCCUUCUUCGGGUUCGCCAUGAUGGCGCAGACGCGCUCUACGCGCUCACCGUGGCCGUGGGCACGGAGGCGUACCUCGCUGGCCGGAGAUACGCCACCAGGAGGUGGUACGAUUCCAAGUUCGACGAGUUCCCGUCCAGGAUCAAAUUAA